GUAAUCGUAAUUUGGAAACAAAUAAGCCAAGUGAAACUAACUUUUGAAAUUUAAAAUAUUAUAUUUACGAGAUAUCAGCCACAUGAGUUGCGAAAUAUGGGCUUAUUUUGAAGGAUAUGGGUAAGCAGGGGACGUGUCAGAAUCGGCGAGAAAAUUGAAAUGAGAAUUUGGCUGCGCAGGAAUCUUCCUGGAAAUUAACCAUCGCCAAGUAGAUUACAUGAAAUCCACUUUAUUUGCGUCGAACAUCAAUUCUUCUGAGUCACUUUCCUGGCCAUGAACUUCUCCUGAUUUCAUCAUCGCCUUCUCAGUUUUGUUCACCUGUUCUUCAACAACUGUUCAGAGUUCUUGUAAAGUGAUGGGUGGGAAAAGUUCUAAGCAUGGAAGUUCAAGACGCAUCUCCUCUAGUCGGUCUAGCUCACAGCAGCGGGGUCAUUACGGUUAUCAAGAGUCACCAUAUGCUCAAUCAAGAAGCGAAUAUGCGCCACAGUAUCAGUUUGCACCUCAAACUCCAGGCUAUGGUGGAGCUCAGGCCCCCGAGUCCCGAAGGAGGCUGGAGAGGAAGUAUUCAAGGAUAGAUGAUAACUAUAAUAGUCUAGAUCAGGUUACUGAGGCAUUAGCUCGUGCUGGCCUCGAGUCUUCCAAUCUUAUUGUCGGCAUCGAUUUCACAAAGAGCAAUGAGUGGACAGGCGCUAGAUCAUUCAACCGUAGAAGUUUACAUCACAUUGGAGAUGGGCAAAAUCCCUACGAACAAGCGAUAACAAUUAUUGGGAAAACGCUAUCUUCUUUCGAUGAGGAUAAUUUGAUUCCUUGCUUUGGUUUUGGAGAUGCAUCGACUCACGACCAAGAGGUUUUCAGUUUUUAUCCAGAAGACCGAUGUUGUAACGGAUUUGAAGAAGUAUUGAGUCGAUAUAGGGAACUGGUGCCUCAUCUUCGACUUGCAGGACCAACAUCAUUUGCCCCCAUUAUAGAAAUGGCUAUCACAAUUGUAGAGCAGAGUGGCGGCCAAUACCAUGUAUUACUAAUAAUAGCUGAUGGUCAGGUUACGAGAAGUGUUGAUACCGAGCGUGGGCAGUUUAGCCCACAGGAAAAGAAAACCAUUGAAGCUAUUGUUAAAGCUAGUGCAUACCCCUUGUCGAUUGUACUAGUUGGAGUAGGAGAUGGACCUUGGGACAUGAUGAGAGAAUUUGAUGACAAUAUCCCAGCUCGAGCCUUUGAUAAUUUCCAAUUUGUGAACUUCACAAAUAUAAUGUUGAAAAAUAUGGAUCGUUCAAGAAAGGAAGCUGAAUUUGCUCUUGCAGCUCUCAUGGAAAUACCCUCCCAGUAUAAAGCAACACUGGAACUUGAAAUUCUGGGUGCCAGUAGAGGGAAGGCAAUCGACCGGGUUCCUCUUCCCCCUCCUCGUUAUGGUCCUGCUACUAUUAGCUCCCCAAAGACCUCAAACUCGAGCAGUUCUCACUAUGUACCGCCCUCCUUUGGUGGAGUUGCUCCUGUCCGAAGCGCACCUCCUCUAAGUUCGGUUUCUGAUGCCCAUGCUUGUCCCAUUUGCAUCACCAAUGCAAAGGAUAUGGCUUUUGGCUGUGGACAUCAGACAUGCUGUGAAUGUGGACAAGAUCUUCAGUCGUGCCCCAUAUGCCGCAGCUUUAUCCAAACUAGGAUAAGGCUUUAUUAACUGAAACCCACACUCUGAUGAAUUCUCAUGCCUAAGACCAACUCCAGCUUCUUGCUUGAGUCAUUUGCGCAACUCCUUUAUCAGGACCGAAAAGGUGUCGUUGACUUGGUAAGUCGAACGAUAUGUCAUUGUAAAUAUCGAUAGCUUUUCCCAUCGAUUUUCGCCCAUGUUUUUCCUAGCUAAUCAUUUCAUAAAAUGUCUAGAAAUUAUGUUGGUUAACUCUUGUGGUGGGUUAUGAUACCUCAAAUUCUUUAUGAAAUCUGGUUUGCCAUUAGUUUAUAUGUAAUUACAAUAUCUUUCAGUGGGCAAUAAGACUUGAUUUCUCA
Momordica charantia (bitter melon) is the source of this 1995-nucleotide messenger RNA. The record is from RefSeq and is a predicted model, not a curated record. Lineage: Eukaryota; Viridiplantae; Streptophyta; Magnoliopsida; Cucurbitales; Cucurbitaceae.